Messenger RNA from Cornus florida, 846 nucleotides. RefSeq names its product outer envelope pore protein 16-2, chloroplastic-like. Lineage: Eukaryota; Viridiplantae; Streptophyta; Magnoliopsida; Cornales; Cornaceae. Gene Ontology annotation, cellular component: chloroplast outer membrane. The coding region runs from base 13 to 534 and encodes 173 amino acids. The transcript has 8 exons. Gene Ontology annotation, molecular function: amino acid transmembrane transporter activity. The record is from RefSeq and is a predicted model, not a curated record.
AGAGAACGAAAGAUGAAUAGUCUUGGUAGCAAUUUGGAAAGCCAAGGCCGGUCACUGCUGAAUGACCUUCGCAGCUUGGACAAGGGCAGUCUCUUCGAUCUCGGCCACCCUCUCCUCAACCGCAUCGUCGAAAGCUUCGUCAAAGCCGCUUCUAUUGGAGCGAUUCAGGCUGUGUCGCGGGAAGCUUAUUUCACGACUGUUGAAGGUGCAGAUAGCCCUAGCAAGAACAAGAAGCAUCGAUUUCCUGACCUCAGAGGGGAAACAAACAGAAAGUCUAUUGAAGCAUUGGUAAGGAACACUGGAAGAGAAUCUGUACAGUGGGGACUGGCAGCUGGAAUGUACUCGGGCCUCACAUAUGGGCUAGAGGAGGCUCGUGGGACUCAUGAUUGGAAAAACAGUGCAGUAGCGGGAGCUAUUACGGGUAUGGCGAUGGCACUCACGUCCGAUGAUUCUUCUCAUGAGCAAAUUGUGCAGGGUGCUAUUACCGGUGCAGCCAUCUCAACUGCUGCAAACCUCCUUACAGGGAUAUUCUAAGCUGUAUUUGCAGGUUUUUAUCAUUUUUGCAUGAAGUUUAGAAGAACGACGACGGUUAUUUUAGACAUUUACAUUCAUCAAAUGGCGCCGUUGCCGCAUCAAGUUUAAGAAUUCGGAGACAAAAAUUCAGAACUGAAAUUUCCUGAUAGUCCACCCAACUUUCUAUCUCUCCCUUUCAUUUUUAUUAUUAUUUUUUUGGUUUAUUGUUUUGUUUGUUAUUUCUUUUAUUUUCAUAAGGUUUCAAAAAAAAAAAAUUUGCUCCAUUGUUUGAUUCCUACAUUCAUAAGUUUACUGUUAUUUGAAUUUUUUAUU